UACAGCUUCAACAUGAAAAAGAAAAAAAUACAGAAGAUAAUCAUGAUUCAUUAAUAAAAUAUGCUCAUAUUUGAAUGAGUAACUUAACAAGAAUGAAAGGCGAUUAAUUAUUGGAUAUACUCACAGCAUGUCAGUGUUUGCACACUGAAUCACGAGAUAUGUCAUGUUACUCCUAUUACUGCUAUUAUUAAUCUAUUAAAUACGGUUGAUAUAAGAGAAGUACCAUCUUUUAUAAACACUUAUCCUAGAGAUCUCUAUUUCGCUUACUGUGAAUUAUAUUUACACGGCAUUAUCUUAUGUAAACCAUACUAGAUUGACGCAUUAGAGAGACAUUUUAUGCGAAAGGGAAUCAUCAUGUUACCGCCACUGAUAGUUACAAAACCGUCGACCACUACCACAUCAUUAUCAUCGACAUCAGCAUCAAUGUUGCCACGACAAGCCCCGUUGACAGCUCCACCGAUUGUGUCAUUCAGUGACUAUCCUAGUUACAAUCAAAGUCUACCUAUGAAUGAAGCGGAGAGUCUACAGAAAAAUGGAAUGGUAAAAAGGAAAUCUUUAAAAAAUAAUUCCUCUAAUAAUAAUAAUAAUCCGAAUAAGUUGAACGAAAAUUUGACCCACCAGCGAUUAUCAUUAACAUCAUCGUCCCCUUCAAUGGCAUCGUCAUCAACACAUGUAAAACUGCCUAAUGUCAAUUCAAGUUGGUAUUCAUUAGCAUUCAAACGAAGGCAUCGUCUUAUCAGUAACUACCAUAGUUUGCAUAAUAAACAUACCAUGAAAGCGCUACAUUCGAUCUAUGAUGAAUUUUUCUUUUAUGAUUCCAAUUCUAAACUUCAGUCUGUCAGUAGGCAUGAAGAUAGUCUGGAGGGUCCGGUGGAGAAUCUGAUGAACAGUUUACAAACAUCACCACCACCACAGCAACACCAGCGGCAAAAACCAUCAGAAUCUCUAAACCAACACCAUUACCAUCAACAACAACAACAACAUCAUCAUCAUAAACAUUUGAAAUACUUCCCGAGAAGUAUGGCUAGAAGUAUGGAUAGUUUGUUUGUUGAUAGUUGGAAUAAGAAAGUGGACACUGUUCAGAAUUUGGACAGUGUUUCAAAACAAUCACUUAAAAAUCAGUGUAUAAUCCGUUUCUGGAAUGGCGGUGAAAUCAAAGUUCAGCUGUCACCACCACUACCACCAUCCACAUCAGGAACAACAACAACAAGACAAGAAGAAACAAUAGGGGAUGUGGUCCGGUCACAACUAACUGACUACACUAUUCCAAUUCAAUGUAUUGAUUGUGCCAAUAAAGAAUUAAUUCCAUGGGGAACUCCUAUGUCAAAUUUGGCUUCGAAAACUUUAUUAAUUAAAAAAAUUCAUCGAAACCGGAGUAGUUUUACUCUCCAGUAUCCUGGAAAUGCAAAAAAGCUGGAAAGACGAUCAGCUCCGCCACUUGAUACCUCGGAUGCAUUGAAGCAGUGGUUCAACUUCUAUAAAAAGAAUACUACACCCAUUCCCCAAUUAUCAUUGGCUGAUCAGUUAGUAAACGAGUGCUUAAAUGAGCUAGACUCAAAUCGAGUUGAACAGUUAUUUCCUAGACGACGUACAACCUCCGAUUGUAGUUCACCACAGUCUGUAAUCACACCUAUUACCAAUACCACCAACGUAAUAUCUAGCACUGUCACCUCACCGAUUACAAUGACUGCUGGUGAAGAGAUGAUACGUAAUAAGUCCAGUUCAUAUUCCCGUGUUGAAAGCGGUCACCACAGAAUGUCUAUCAGCCAAGAAUUCGAUAGUCAAGAAUUAAACGAUUUGUUCUAUAUUGAAGAAUCUUGGGAGCAGAUUGUUCAGUCAUCUGCGCAAAUGACAAGACACCAGCAGAAAAGACAAUCAGCCAUUUGGGAAUUUUUUCAUACAGAGGCAAAUUAUUUAAAAUAUUUACGGACUAUAAUCGAUUUUUAUUUAUCACCAUUUUUGGAUAUACGUGAACACUUAUUUGACAAUUUAGAUUCUGGAUGGAUAUUUGGUAAUAUUGAAGAGAUAUAUAAAGCUAAUGUAAGACUAUGGUUACAAUAUCUUAUUGAACCAUUGAGAGAAAUUCGUCAAACAGGUUGUGCAUUUACACCGGUUAUCUUUAAAAGUGCAAUUACUCAUAUUCCUGAUUUAUUCAAUGUUUAUAAACAAUAUUAUGUGAACUUACCUCGAUGUCGUUCGUAUACACAAGAAGCAAUUAGACAGAGUACAAACUUUUGUACAUUUCUUGAAUGGGCUGAUCAACAAGGUCAUGAUCAUCGUGAACCAUUGUGGGAUCAAAUGACAAAACCAACUACACGAUUAACACAAUAUCGUCUUUUAAUGGAAUCGAUACUAAAACACUGCAUUAAUUCAACUGAAGAACAGGAAGUCAAUGAAAUGUUGAAAUCUAUCAGUGAAGUCAUAGAGACAAUUAAUCGACAAAUGACAGAGACUAAAACAUGGGAGAGUUUAGAAAUACUGGCCUCUAAAUUAAUCUAUGAUGAUUUAUUAGAGAAUGUAGUUGAAGACUAUACACAGCUGAUUAAUGAUCAUACAAAAUUUAAGUUCUCAAUUCUUGGUCCAAUCAAACUGCCCUUGCCAGUAGUUCUAUUUCAUGAUGCUAACAACGCACAAAAUAUGUCGUUAACAACAAAAUCUCUAACAUCCUUGCGUAAUCGACGAUCAAGUGGUUCAUCUCUAAUCAACUUCAGUUCAACUACAGAUGUUAGAAAUUUCCAGCCUCGUAGUACAACUAGUUGUAAUCGUAGUGAUUCUGGUAUCGGUGAUUGUAAUCUUCCAGCUUCAGCAUCAACAGACAUAACCUCACCGAUGUAUUUUAAACAAACGUCAAGAAAUUUCAGUCUGCCUGCUCAGACAAAUGAAAUAUUCCAGUGUCCUGUACUUCUGUCACGUGUAUCACAAGGUGGUGUACAGAAAUCAGGUUUUUUAGAAGCUGAUAUAAAUGACUCCGUCAUUUAUGAUUGGUCAGAUUUCUAUUGUCAGCGAACUGUACAACGGGCUGUACUAUAUGGUGGGAAUUUACGAUUUAAGGAACCACCAAGUCGAUCUGUUGAAACUGUUUGCCAUAUCUUAACCGACUUGUUUCUAAUAACAAAAACGCACAGGAAAGAUGGAAAUGAUUAUUGGAAACUAUUGAAAAAUCCGGUACGAUUGGAUAAAUUAGUGAUACAACGCGGCCGAGAUUCUGGCGUUUUUGGUUGUGCAGUUCUUGAUGACUUUCAGAAUAUUUCCAAUCUGUACAUUUUCUCUGCUGGACACAAAUGCGAUGAAUGGAUUGCACAAAUCGAGUCAGCAAAGGAAAAUUAUCGUAGGUUAAUGGAACCAGAAAUACUUAUCGCUCAACCUAUAAUGACUGAUCAGAAGGAUGAAUCAUCAACCAUUUUAAUGCCAAAUGAUAUAACAGAGAAUAGUUCAGAGUUACACAGUCACCAUCAUCAUACUGGUGAAGGUAACAUCGCUUUCACAAUUGAUACAACUGCUACUGCUUCUACUUCUUCGUCUGCUGAUAACCCGACAACAGUCAGUAAUGUGGAAACUAGUAAACGGAAUAUGUUUUUCAGUUCACAGUCACAUUUAUACGACAGUAAUCAUUGUAACACUGUUACUAAUCAUACGGACGAUGCAAUGAGUAUUUCAGAUAAGCGUAUAAGAUCUAUUACCUCACCAUCUAUCGUAAAGACAAACGCAAGACGUUCUAGUUCUAGAUCGCAUAAUGAUAAUUCUUUAACGUUUAGCCCAACAAAGAUGAGUAAUUCAACUAGUGAAAGAAAUAUCUUCUCACAUUUUAAUAACACCAGUGAUCGCUGUUGUACACUGAAUUCAGUGAACAGUAGGCCAGGUAUGCCACCUACAACAACGACAAGUGCUUUAAACAUUAAUCAAGAUGAAAAGUCAAAGUCUACGUCAGUAUCACCGCGGAGAAAAGAGAGAAGUGCAAAUCUUUCAUAUCAACAAGAGAAAUACAACUAUCUACCGCCCAGUAUUCAUCGAAAUGAUCAGAGAUCAAGUAACAAUAAUAGUUCUAUAGGGAAAAUGAAGCCAUCAAAUUCAGAUAUGGAGAAAGGCGUUAGUAUUAUUAAUGUUAGACAAACAGUAGUCACUUCACCAACACAGACUGGCGAUAGUCAAAGAAAGCUAAUUAGAAUGGAUCCUCCGCUUAACAUCAAUGAUUCUUAUUUGUCAUCACAGAGACAAGAUCACACAGAACAUUCAUCAACUAGUUUAAGAUAUUCUACAAACAAAUCUUCUGAAGGUGAAAAUCUAUCAGAGAAUGAAGUCAGAGCUUGUGUUAAUCGUCCAUCAAUAUUAAUAUAUAAAAUACAAUCAGAUCCGAGCGAAUCUAACAGUAAUUCAGCUUACUUGAAUUCCAUUGGUUUACGGCGUCAAUCAGUCCAUCAGUCAUUAUUAAGCAUUGAAAGAUCAGACAGCAGUGAUGAUCAAAUCACAGUAAAGUCAUAACAAUUUUUUUAUUAGGUUCCUAUCGAAAAUGAUGAGUACUUCUAUUUUAAUUUGAGCGGUAAGGGUGAAUUCACUGUCUACUGAACAACACUCAUUGUACAGUAAUAAAUUUUGAUCAGUAUCACUGAAAGACUAUUUUAUAUCAGUAAUUGUAUGUGCAAAAUCAUAUCUAUAACAUAACUAUUAUCUUGUCAGCACCAGUCUAUAUAUUUGAAGAGUGACGAUUUCAUUUUGCGCAUAUCUUAUUUACAUCCACACAUCUCCAUCCCCACCCCACCCCACCCCAACCCACAAAAAUAAAGAAAUGGUUUGCUGGUGAGAACAAAUAACCUAUUACUUCAGAGAUUAAAUUUCGGAUCAGAUAUCUCCAAUUUGUUGCAAGAUUUCAUCAUGAGCUGAUAUCUGUCGGAGAACCAAUGGUUCUCAUGAUGAAGCCCUGUAACCAAUCAAAUCCCUGCAAACCAACAUUUGAAUCUCCAAUUCGUCUUUCAUUUCAUCACUAUAUUACCGAUUGAUUACUGUUUUGUUUCGUCUUAUCCAUACUUCUCUGUCAAAGAAAAACAAACACCACAAAUUAAUGAAAUUCUUUCACACAGUGAAUACUGAACACUGAAAAAACAAACAGAGAUACCCUCUUGAUGAUAAUUUUUUGUAUAUUAUUUUGAAGAGACUUAUAGAUUUCUUCUUUUAGUGAGGAAAAAUCUGAAAUGGUGAUGAAUAUAUAUUAAUGAUAGUUAUUCAUAUAUAUAUAUAUAUAUAUAUAUAUAUAUACGCAUACAUAAAUAAGCAUCAUGAACUGUUACAACAUUCAACACUUUGUAUAUGUACCAUAUUAUUUCAUAAUUUCGAGAGGAUAAAUUAUAAUCAUGGGUAAAUUUCACUAGUUCAGUUGUUGUUUUUGUCGUUGUUGUUGUUGUGUUAUUCCAUUUUCUUUC
This is a messenger RNA of Trichobilharzia szidati, 5414 nucleotides long. Lineage: Eukaryota; Metazoa; Platyhelminthes; Trematoda; Strigeidida; Schistosomatidae. The record is from the annotation of a GenBank genome assembly.